Pantherophis guttatus is the source of this 6368-nucleotide messenger RNA. It is a transcript of the gene TTC27, whose product is annotated as tetratricopeptide repeat domain 27. The record is from RefSeq and is a predicted model, not a curated record. Gene Ontology annotation, molecular function: protein binding. Lineage: Eukaryota; Metazoa; Chordata; Lepidosauria; Squamata; Colubridae.
CCUGGGAGUCCGGGGUCCCCGGGAGGAGCUCAGGCUCGACUUUCUUUCGGAGGAAACACGCACAAAAGCCAAAAACCGGCGCCGAGCCCGCAAGCCUGCCCCGUAAGCUCUUCCGCCAGGACUGCGUGUCCGCUCGGGGUUGCUACGGAGGUGCCUCCUUCUCCCAGGGAGCUUAGCGCGGCUUGGUAUGGCGGCUCCCAGCAGCCGCUGGGCGCACAUGGGUUUUCGCCUCGCGUAGGGAAAAGCGGGCGCGUUUUCUCUCUCUCUCUCUCUCUCUCUCUCUCUCUCUCUCUCUCCCCGCCUCCUUUUCCUUUCCAGGCAUCGAAUAACGGGGAACAUGCGAGCGCUGGAGCGAGUGUUACUCAGGGGCUUCCCCAGCGCGGCGGAAUCCCCGCGGUGGAAACAGAGCGAGGCGGCUUCGGCGGCAGAAAGUGGAUCAUUAUUGCAGUUGUUGUUGGAAGGGAAUUAUGAGUCCAUCUUUCUAAGUAAAGCAGUCCAGAAUGUCUUCACCAUAUCUUCAGGAAAAGAAGACACCAUUGAAAACUACCUGGAAAAGCAGAUACAAGCUUACCUAGAUUGUUCUUCAGCAGACAUUGAUUCUAUUGAAAGGCAAAGUGUGGUGUUCCUCCUUGGUGUAGGGAGCUUACAGCUGUUUGCCCAGAGCAACUGGACUGGACCUCCUGCUGACUUACAACCUCAGGAUUUUCUUCCACUUGAAAUACUGCAACAAUAUAAUGAGGCCAGUGCAUUGUCAACUGCUGUCUUAGGGAUGAUGGUUCUAGAUGGUGAAUCAAUAUACAGCUUGGCCUCCCAACCUAUCUUGUUGAUGCUGGCUAGAGUCAUCCUUGUGAAUUCCAGAAAUAAGCUAGAAGCUAUUCAGACAUUGCCCUGGUGGACACUGCGAUGUAUUAAUCUCCACCAGCAGCUGCUAGAAGAAAAAUCACCUGAACUCUUUGCUGUUGCCCAGGCCUGUAUACAAAAAGUUUUUGAAAUUGAGACUUUAUUCAACGAUGAUGAAUGUUGGCAUCUUGCUGUUCAAUUUCAUCUAGAAUGUGCUUACACAUUUCUGAAUUAUUACGAGUAUAAAAAAGCCAAAGAACAUUUCCUUGCAGCUAAAGACAUAACUAAGUUACAGAUUGAGUUGACAGGUGCUCUGGGAAAAAGAACAAGAUUUCAGGAAAAAUAUGUAGCCCAACUGAUACUAGAUGUUCAGAGGAAAGAUAACAUCCUCCUUCCUUACCGAGAACUUAGUCCAACACCUACUCCACUAGAAGAUUUAACUAAGAAUUAUGCUUUAGAUGAUGACACCGUACUAAAUGAAAUAAAGUUUGAAGAAUCUCAUCAGAACCAGAUGCCUGACCUCUGUGCAGAAGAACUUGCUGUAAUCCUUGGCGUUUGUAUAGAUUUUCAGAAAAACAAUCCUGUCCAUAAACUCACAGAAGAGGAGCUGCUUGCUUUUACAUCAUAUCUGCUCUCACAACCAAAGUUCUGGGCAAUCCAAACCUCUGCUCUUCUUCUACGAACAAAACUUGAGAAGGGAAGUAUUCGUCGAAUGGAACGGGCAGUGAAGCAGACCCAGGCACUUGCAGACCAAUUUGAAGAGAAGAAAACAUCAGUUUGUGAACGUAUGAAGAUAUUUUACAGUUGCCAGGUUCCUCCACACUGGGCCAUUCAGCGUCAACUUGCAAGCUUACUCGUUGACCUUGGAUGUACCACUUCAGCUCUGCAGCUCUUCAAAAUGCUUGAAAUGUGGGAAGAUGCUGUUAUCUGUUAUGAAAGAGCAGGCCAGCAUGGGAAGGCAGAAGAAAUUUUAAGACAGGAGCUAGAGAAGAAAGAGACAGUAGGAUUAUACUGCCUGCUUGGAGAUGUUCUUAAAGACCAUUCAUAUUAUGACAAAGCUUGGGAACUGUCCAAUCACCGCAGUGCCAGGGCUCAGCGCUCAAAGGGCCUCCUUUACCUUCGCAACCGGAAUUUCAGAGAAUGCAUAGAGUGCUUUGAGCAUUCUGUGAAGAUUAACCCAAUGCAGUUGGGGGUGUGGUUUUCCUUAGGCUGUGCCUAUUUAGCAUUGGAAGACUAUGAAGGUGCUUCCCGGGCUUUUCAGCGCUGUGUGAUGUUGGAACCUGAUAAUGCGGAGGCUUGGAACAAUCUAUCUACGGCAUAUAUCAGAUUGAAACAGAAAAUUAAAGCAUUCCGGACUCUUCAGGAAGCUCUCAAGUGUAAUUAUGAGCAUUGGCAGAUUUGGGAAAAUUACAUUCUAACCAGUACAGAUAUUGGAGAAUUUUCAGAAGCCAUUAAAGCUUAUCACAGGCUUAUGGACUUAAAAGAAAAAUAUAAAGAUGUUCAGGUGCUUAAGAUUCUGGUAAAAGUAGUCAUGGAUGGCGUAAGUGACCGAAAUGGGGAGACAGCCAAAGGAUUAAAAGGAAAACUGCAGGCCCUCUUUGGCAGAGUGACUUCUCGAGUGACAAGUGAUGGAGAAAUCUGGAGAUUAUAUGCCAAGCUUUACGAAAAUGGGCAGAAUGAGAACUGCGAAGACAUAGAAAAGGCAUUGCAGUAUCUCACCAAAGCAUACAAAUGUGAAAUCCAAUCAGGAGACUGGGACAGAGAUACUUCCUCUUUUAAGAAAGUAGCCAGAGAUGCUCUAGAACUUGCACACGUCGCUAUGAAAUGCAGCAAAAUGAAAACUAAUUACCAAGAAGCCUUGCCAAUACUGUCUUCUGCCCGACUCAACUUGCGUGGUUUGGUUGCCAAAGCAAAGCAAAAUUUUGCAGAUGCUGUAAGUGAUGAAGUUUCCAGUGACCUCGCUGAAGAAAUGGCAGCAAUGGAGAAUUUGAUGAUGGAAUUGCAAGAAGUUAGCAACCAGCUAAGGAAUCAGACUUGAGAAAAAGAAGAUCCGAUUUCUUGGAAAGACGGAAGGGCACGGCUGGCACGCUUCACCAGUUUUAGCUUAUACUGAUGAGCAUUCAGUAAAUCAAAGACUCAAAAGCAUCUUUUAAAUAAAUAUUUCUCCAUACCAUACAACCAUUACUAUUUGCCAACAAGUUUUUCUGGUUAUAUUUGUUCUUUCUCAGUUAUGUGUGAUUUGCAUUGGCUUGGAUUUUAUGGAACAAUUUGUGCCUGCUUUUUUAUUUAGGAUCCUUUUUUCUUUAAGAUUAGAUCUGCCCCUCUGCAAAAGUAAUUGGCUUCUGUCCAUAGUUGUGCACUUUAUGGCUAUGAACAAUUGGAGAGUUCUGUUCGUGGUGGAAUUGGGAAGGAAAGGGCUAUUUGAUCUGAUUGUGUCAACAGGAACCUGGAAAUAGGGAAGGGGGAAUAAAAAAUGGAAACAACUGUCUUCUGGGAUUUUUAAAGCAAGAGAACCCAGUUGUAUUUUCUUUAGCUUAUGCUUUUCAAAUACAAGUAUUCACACACAAAGUAACACUUGCCAAGAAAGUUAGUGCUAAUCAUCUUCAAUUUAUGGCCACAAUUGAGCUCAAAAUCUAUGUUGCUAAGUGAGACAUUUCUUAAGUGAGUGUUGCUCCAUUUUACGACCUCUCUUGCCACAUUUGUUAAGUGAAUCAUUGCAGUUAUUAAGUUAGUAAGAAGUUUGUUAAGUGAAUCUGGCUUCACCAUUGAGUUAGCUUGUCAGAAGGUUGCAAAAGGUGAUCACUGCAACCAUGAUAAAAAUGAGUCAGUUGCCAAGCAUCUGGAUUUUGAUCAUGUGAAUCUGAAUUUUGUUCACGUGACCAUGGGAUGCUGCACUGGUCGUAAGUGUGAAAAACGGUUAUAAGUCACUUUUUUCAGUGCUGAUGUAACUUUGAACAGUCACUAAAUGAACUAUUGUAAGUUGAGGACUACCUGUACAAGACCACUUAUAGCUUCAUUUCCAUAAACUAGGUGUGUGUAUGUGUAUGUGUGUAUUUGUGUGUGUGAGAGAGAGAACACAAGCAUGGACCUAGCAACACCAAUAUCGGCAGCUUUGCCUGGGCUGGAAUUGAAUACUAGCUUUGUAUCUUCAGUCAUCUAAAAAUGGAAGAUAAGGUCUCCUUUGUUAGAUUGGUCCACCACACUCAGCCUUAAUAUAGUUGCCAUGGGUUAGCUUAAUAUGUGGUAUGUACCAAACCAAUUGUGACUUACAUAACAAAAGAUGAGUACAUUUUGAUUUAGUCCAGAAAUGUGCAACUUCUCUCAAAAGUGGAUUGGGUCAGAGCUGAUAGCUAGUAGCUAUUUUAAGGGCAAAAUCUUGCCCCAUGCCAAAAAACAAAUCUGAUCUGGAAAUCUGUGGGAGUAGUAAAAGGGGUUUAGACUAGAGUCAGGCUGCAUACAUCCCAUAAGCUGUCAUUUCUGCCUCUCUGGCUUGGUACGAAAAGCUUUUCCUUGCUUGGCAUGAUACAAUGAUUCUAUUUGUUUAUUUCUAACAAUUGAUCUUCUAACUAUAGUGCUGCCGAAUGUGAAAACUUUAUGCUAUUGUAAUUAACAGCCAUUAAUGUAACCUCUUUGUUUACAAAAAUAUAUUGGCAUUUGUGUGAUCAAUUCUGUAACUUGGAUUUACAUUGUACAAAUAAGUAAUUUUUGUAUUCGUCCUAAAUUUACUGUUUGUUCCAAAUUUUGUAUUCAUAUCCUGUCCAGAUAUUCCAGCUCAGUUGCUUUUUUCUUUCAUAGAUCAAAGCCCACAAUUUUUAUUGAUUACAGUACUGAAUUGUUCAUUUGUAUCUUCUCCAGCUUCAUCUUAGUGGAGAUUGGCUGGCCAGAGUGUGGUACUCAGCAUAUAAUGGAGACUUGUCUUACUUUUAAUGAAAACUAGUAGAAAAUACAUAGAAUAUUCUUCGCUUUAUGCUCUUCCCCUUAAAUGAAGAAUUUAAACAAGUACUAUAAAAUUUGAAUAGCUGAAAUCAAACAGCCCAAGCUGUCAUACUAUACAAUAUAGGAAACCUUCUCCAUAAAUACUUAGAAUGAUAUAUAAAUAGCUACUUCAAUCAACAAGAAAUUCAGGCAUGAUUCAAAUGCUUACUCACUAUAGAAACAUUUUUGCUAAUCAUUCCUGAUGAUACUAAUAAAAAGUUAGAAAUACUAUAAUUCUAUUUUUCAUUCAGCACCUAUUCUAUAGGGCUAAUCAUAAUUGUUCAAUUCAGAUUUUGAGCAAAUAUUUCUAUAAUUUAGUUCGUUGAAUAGGAUGCCAAAUGGGCAUCUUUUUAGUUGUUAAUUCUUAGAAAGGUAGAUUAGGUUUCCUAAAACUUUUGAAACUUUUUGUUAAAUAAAACAGUAGUCUAAGCAUUAGCAGGUGACCGGAAAAAUAAUACAAUAGAAUACAAUUGAGACAAAGUAUUUGAAAUAUUUUUUAUACUCAAUAUUAACAGCAAAAUUACUUCUCUGGUUAAAAUCCUGAAUUGUCUGAACUGCAUUUUCUUUUAAUGUGACUGACUCUUUUGGCUUCCAGAUAACAGAGAACAAGGAAAUAAAGUCACAAGGUGUGAGAAAGGAGGUGAAUGGUCCCCUUUUCAAUGGAGCUACCUUAGUUUUCUUUGUUAUCUGGUCAUGGAUCUCUUGAUAAAUCAUUCACCUUUAGAUAAUGUUAGGCUGGGCCCAGUGUGCGAACAUUCCUGAUAUUGUUUGCAAGAGUGAUUAUGUUACAUUAUCAUUGGUGAACUCAUUUUUAGUAAAGUUCCAACAAUAGAAAUAUGUGUUACACAAGUCUACAAAGGAAGUAGGAUCAUUUCCUCUUUAUUGUGAUAUAAUGGUUUUAAAUCUUUCACAUCUCUGCCAAGAAUAGACAUUGAGCAUGAUAGAUAGUUGGCAGGGCUUUGAUGCUCAAAAAUUAUCUUACAUGUUUGAAAGAGGAAGUGGAAAAAUGUGCAAAAAUAAUGGCAUUGACCUUUUUUUUAAAAUUUUAUGUUUAUAUUUUAAAAAGACAUCCAUGAAUAAAAGUAGUUGUACAAAAGAGUAUUGGUGAAGAAAUUGACCCACAAAAUGAAUUUAAUUGAAUGUAUAUGACAUUCCUUCAUGAUGUAAUUUAAUCCUAAUAACAAGCCAUUAAAGAGGCAAAAUAAUUUAUUGAAAGAUUGCCAUUAAUUACCCAUACUUGAAAUCUGCAGAACAUGGUGAUUUCUUUUCUUCUGCAAAUGAAAUAUCCUAAACUAUUGAAUAGCUUUUUGUCAAUGAGGUUAAAGCAUUUAUUCAAAGUUUUUAAUUGAGUAAAAGCGAGAGGCCAUGAGUUCCAGUCCUGCCUUACCCAUGAAAGCCACCUGGGCCAGUCACUCUCUCUCAGACCAACUCGCCUCGCAGGGUUGUUGUGAGGAAAAUAGGAGGAGGAAGGUGUGUUGUAUAUAUUUGCUGCUUUAUUCUUUGUAAAAACAAUAAAGGCAGGAUACAAAUAAAUAAAAGGCAAUUUAUCAUGA